This is a messenger RNA of Alosa sapidissima (American shad), 2123 nucleotides long. RefSeq names its product transmembrane protease serine 3-like. Gene Ontology annotation, biological process: proteolysis. The record is from RefSeq and is a predicted model, not a curated record. Gene Ontology annotation, cellular component: membrane. The transcript is spliced from 14 exons. NCBI's taxonomy places the organism in Eukaryota, Metazoa, Chordata, Actinopteri, Clupeiformes, Clupeidae. Gene Ontology annotation, molecular function: protein binding; serine-type endopeptidase activity. The coding region runs from base 262 to 1893 and encodes 543 amino acids.
UGUGUGUGUGUGUGUGUGUGUUUCUGCAAGCACAGAUCAAGAGAGUGGAGGAUCAGACCAGGUCCUCAAGCCCAGCUUCCUUUCUUCUGAGAAAAAAACAUUUAGAGAGUGUGUGGUGAGUGUGUGUGUGUGUGUGUGUGUCUAGAGAGUGUGUUGUGUGUGUCUAUGACUUUGUAAAUGAAGGAUGUGUGUGUGAUGUCUGCUCUGUGUGUGGAGCUUGAUGGAACCCGGUUGCUCUGUACUGAGAGAUGAUCAGCUAUCAUGCCCACAACAGAAGGAAUACCUGCAGCUGAGAGACAAACUGCACCUACGCAGGAGGACAGUGAGAGGCUGGAGAUUUUGUCUGUGACUGAGGAAGAGGAGCUCCAGAUAGUCGAGACACCGUCCACCUUUAUCGUGAGCUCACAGGGCAGCCAUACCAGCGACCGACCUCUUGACCUAUGGGACGCGGACACUCAGGAUCCCCACGUCCCUGACGGUGCUCCACGCACACACCACCCCCAUGUCCCUAACGCCGCUCCAAGCACACACCACCCCAACAGCCCCGCGCCCCUGUCACAGCCUCGAGCCAGCACCAGCAUGCCCAUCAUCAAAGUGCUGCCCUUCGCUGGAGGAGAUGAUCUGUCAGAGGGCUGGAGUUUCCCCUGGUGUUCCCUUCGGCUGCUGUUGCUGUUGGUAGUGUGUGCGCUGGCUGCCAUAGGAGUCAUCCUGGGAGUGGGGCUCGGAGUGGGUCUAAGUUGUGUAGGGAAGGUUCGCUGCUCCUCAUCAGGUCUGUGCAUCAGCAGGACAGCGCUUUGUGAUGGACAGAAAGACUGCACUGGAGGAGAGGACGAGCUCAACUGCGUGCGUGUGAGUGGGCGGAGCUCAGUGCUGCAGGUACGCAGUAAGGGGGUGUGGCUUACGGUUUGCUCAGAACCCUUGGAAGCAAAUUUGGGACAGACUGCUUGCAAGCAACUGGGCUUCUCCAGCUAUGUGAGUUCCUCCGCGCUACAGAUUUCUGCGAUUGAGCCCGCCCUUCAGAAUGAUCUAGUGUCGGUGAAUCUGAGUCAGUCGUCAAGUCAGCAGAGCAUCAAAAUACACACCUCUCACCUCAGUAAGACCGCAAAGUGCAGCUCUGGGGCAGUGAUCACACUGAAAUGCAUCGAGUGUGGUUCUAGGGCACGGCAAGGUCUUCGGGUGGUGGGGGGGAACGCGUCGAAGGCGGGGCAGUUCCCAUGGCAGGUCAGUCUCCACUACCAGAAUCAGCACAUCUGUGGCGGGUCCGUCAUCACACACACCUGGAUCAUCACUGCUGCACACUGUGUCUAUGGAUUCCCUGAGGUCAGUCUGUGGACAGCGUUGGCUGGUAUGGUGGACCAGCCGCUGACCAGCGUGGGCUCUCUGAGCAUCCGGAAGAUUCUUCCCCACGCUCGCUACCGCCCCCGCAGCCUGGACUAUGACAUUGCACUCCUGCAGCUCUCUCAGCCAAUCAGCUUUAAUGGGCUGGUGGAGCCCAUCUGUCUGCCCAAUGCAGGGGAAGAGUCUCAGGAGGGCCACAUGUGCUGGAUCUCUGGCUGGGGGGCAACCGAGGACGGAGGAGAGACCACUGUCCAGCUCCAUUCAGCUCAGGUGCCCCUGAUUUCAAGUGCGGCGUGUAAUGAGCCUCAGGUUCACCAGGGCAGCAUCUCCCCCUGGAUGAUCUGUGCGGGAUACCUGGAGGGAGGCAUCGACACCUGCCAGGGUGACAGCGGGGGGCCCCUGGCGUGUGCAGGGGGCUCCGGCGUGUGGACGCUGGCUGGGGUGACCAGUUGGGGGCGGGGCUGCGCUCAGCCGAACAAACCAGGCGUUUACACACGCAUCACCGCUGCCCUACCCUGGAUACACCAGCAGCUGGAGAUAGUUUGUAUUGUUUAGAGGGAAGAGGCUCAGAGCGGUUGACCAGCCUGAAGAUGGGGGCUGUGCAGCCAGCAGAGAUCAUCCCCAUGACAACCUUAAGAGCCACUUCGGGAAUGCACCUCUGAAAACCACAUGGAUGGACUGAUAGAUUAGAUGUUUAAUGAGCCACCACCUCUCCAGAGGAGAGAAAUGAAAUGCUGUAUUUAAAUAUGUAUUUAUAUUAAUAUUGGAUUUAUGUAUUUACAUUA